AGAAGAGAUCGAAGCACUCAGAGCAAAGAUGUCUGAUGUUAUUCUUUUGGACUGUUGGGCGAGUCCCUUCUGCAUGAGGGUGAAGAUUGCCCUGGAGGAAAAGGGCAUCAAGUAUGAAAACAGAGCUGAGGAUCUCUUUGGAGGCAAGAGUGAACUGCUGCUCACGUCGAACCCAAUUUACGGGAAGGUGCCGGUGCUGCUUCACAAUGGAAAACCAUUGUGUGAGUCGAGCAUCAUCGUUGGCUACAUUGAUGAGACCUGGGCUUCACCACCACUACUCCCAUCUUGCCCUUAUGGUCGGGCUCAAGCCAAGUUCUGGGCUGACUUCAUUGACAAAAAGUUGUUCGAUGCGGGCGGCAACAUAUGGAAAACCAAAGGAGAAGCACAAGCGGUGGCUGUAAAAGACUUCAUAGAGAUCUUAAAGCAGCUGGAGGGUGGUCUGGGAGACAAGGAUUACUUCGGUGGCGAUAGCUUUGGUUUUGUGGACAUCAUAGCGAUUGCUAUAAUCAGCUGGUUUAAUGCAUUCGAAAGGUUUGGCAACUUCAAGGUUGAAGACCACACCCCAAAGUUUUCAGCUUGGAUUAAGAGGUGUUUGCAGAGAGAGACAGUAGCCAAAAUCAUUCCAGACCCAGAAAAGGUGUAUGAAUUUGUCCUCCUUCUCAAAAAGAUGAACGGUAUUGAAUAGAGAUCGAAAUCGGCCAACUUGUUUGAUGGAUCAAAACUAGUACUUUGUGUACUUGGGGUCUCUUUCUCUUGCAGUCUACUUUUUUGUGUUUAUGUUCUUGGGUAGGCCUUCCUUGUCUCUCCUAUGUAUCGGAAGAAAAAUAAGUAACAAUAAUCAUUUUCCUGGAUCAUCUCCAAUUGCUCUAAUGUACUCGGAUUCAGUUCAUAAUAUAGGAAAAUGAGUCUUCUUAGGGGACAGUCUUUUGACAACUUUGUUUUCAUAAAUAAAUUGAACUUUUUGACUGUUGAUCAUAUUGUAAUUUUUCUUCUCUCUCUAUCUAAUGUUCAAUAUUGCAGUUUUUUUCUUUUUUCUUUUUUGGUGUCUAUCUCUCUCUAAUGUUUAACUUUGUUUCCAGCUAAAUAAAAAGGUUAAUUAAUUUUAAUUACUUCAUUGCAAGUGAAGUGCUUCAUCUGUUUUCUUGCAUUCCAAAACUUCCUUUGGAUUAAUGCUAUGCGUACCAAAUUUGCAUGGCAUCUUUGAAUUCCAAACAUAUCUACGUCCAUACUUCAAUGGAGGUUUUGGUCUAAUGGCACAUAUAUGAAAAGCUUAAAUCCUUAUAAUUUGGUUGUUGUGAUCUUGUUUUUAGUACAAAUUAUAAUCUAAACUAAAUGGAAGAGAGAUUUCUCACACGCAUAUAUAACUAAGAUACAAUGGAAUUCGAACCUGAGACCUCUUGUUAGCAAGUGAAUCUCAUUUUUCACUCGACUAAAAGAAACAUAUAUUUUAUUUCUUG
This is a messenger RNA of Prunus persica (peach), 1457 nucleotides long. RefSeq names its product probable glutathione S-transferase. The record is from RefSeq and is a predicted model, not a curated record. The transcript is spliced from 2 exons. Gene Ontology annotation, cellular component: cytoplasm. Bases 29 to 685 code for a protein of 218 amino acids. Gene Ontology annotation, molecular function: glutathione transferase activity. Lineage: Eukaryota; Viridiplantae; Streptophyta; Magnoliopsida; Rosales; Rosaceae. Gene Ontology annotation, biological process: glutathione metabolic process.